AUGUUGGAAAGAUCAGACCCGGAGAGUUUGCCAGAUGUAAAAUUUGGUGAAAUCAGGCGCAUGUUUUUUGCCUCCUCCUUCCUGAUGAACUUUGUUCGUGAGUUGGCCAGGAGGGGCGUGACGAAUCCUGAGGCCAAGGCCUUUUCAUUGCUUUGUAGUUGGAAGCCGUCCGCUGAGUUGGAUCUGCCUCAUAUUCCUACGGGGGAGGACAGUGAGACUAACCGAGAAUUCCUCCAACUCCUCAUUGACCUCGAAAACCAUCGUCUCUUGCCACGGCUGGAGUCGCCCGUGCUAGAUGACUCGGCGGAAGCUAGCACCUCUUUCGGAUUUAAAUCCUCGCUGUCAAUCGGUGCUGACGACACGCCCUCCUCUCAGCAGACUUCGCGCGCCCUUCAAAUGUUUCAGGUAAUACCGGCACCGCUUUUGUUAGCAUUGUCAUUCUGCAUGUCUUGA
Dibothriocephalus latus is the source of this 453-nucleotide messenger RNA. Lineage: Eukaryota; Metazoa; Platyhelminthes; Cestoda; Diphyllobothriidea; Diphyllobothriidae. The record is from the annotation of a GenBank genome assembly.